AUAAGAGAGACGGAGAGAAGGUGGUAAGGGGGAGAGAGACGACAGAGAGAGAAGGGCGGUGGUGCUGGUGGUGGGGGGAGAGGAAACGGGAGGGAGAUACAAGGAGAGAUAAAGACACGCGGAGAGUGAGAGGAAGAGCCAGAGACCAAGUGAGAGAGAUGAGGACAUCGAGGAGCGGAAGGGAGAGUGUGAAAGAGAGAGAGGCAGAGACACGCGGGACUGGAGUGAAGACAGCCUGUGAAGAGACGGGGAGGGAGACGGAGAGAACAGGGAGAGAGGAAUGAGGAGUACGACGGAAGGGGGACAGCAAUAAAUAGGAAGAGCAGGGAGAGAGAGAGUCAAGGAGACACGCAGAGCAGGGAGACACGAGGAGACAAGGAGAGAAACACAGAGAGAGGGAGGCGGUGACAGACGUGAGACAGAGAGCCACGGGGAGGGAGAGAUCGGGAGAGACAAGCGGAGAGAGCGUGGCACACGAGAGAGGAGCAGGGAGAGUCGGCGUCUGCGCUUCUCCGCCCUCCGUCAAGUCCCCUCGCUACUCCGCUCUUCGUUUCGGGGGUCUCCCCAGCGCGGAGCAGCAAGUGGACCAAGGGGCUCCAUCUGCCCGGGUCCCCUUGGCACGCUCCUGCCCUCUCCUCCUGCUGCUCCUCGCUUCGGACCACGACCCCCGCGGGUUCGGGGGUCGUGGGCCGAGCGGGUCGUGGGGGUAUCCUUGCCUGGGCCCCGAUGCAUGGGGUUCCCGGAGACCCCGGCCGUGCCGACCCCCUAGGAGCCCCGCAGGGAUAGGAGGCGCCGCGCCAUGGCCGAGCGGGCUCACGACCCCGCAGCUCCCCCUGAGUACGCACAGGCGGUGGGGCCCCCCAUCCCCUCGGCCCCCGUCCAGACCCCUUCCCAGACCCCCCUUGGCCCAGGGGGGCCCUACCCCGGCCCCCCAUACGCCCCCGCUCCCGUGAGCCCCUGCCCGGCCGCCUCUCCGGGGUUCCCACAGCCGGGGUUCGCCGCACCGGGACCCUACCCGGUUCCCUACGCGGGGUUCAUGCCAGCCUACCCCGUCGGUGGGGGGUUCGUGUCGGGGUACGGCGCGGUCCCCGUCGGCACGACCGCCGUCGGCCACGCUCAGCCGCUGCCGCUGGGCCUAGGGGGCGGGGGGGUCCCCUCUGUGGGGAUCCACGUGGGGGGCACCCUCCUGGGAGGCGAGCCCCGGGUCCCCCCCCACGACUAUCUGCCCAUCGCCGUCUUCAGCACCGUGUGCUGUUUCUGGCCCACGGGGGUGUUCGCCAUUCUCAAGGCCGUGCAGGCGCGUGCGGCCCUGCUGCGUGGCGACGUCCUGGCGGCCGAGAUCGCAUCUCGCCAGGCGCGGAACUUCGCCUUCAUCAGCCUGGCCGUGGGCAUAGCCGCGCUGGUGCUGUGCGCCAUCGUCACCUGCGUGGUCGUGAUCGCCUCCCGUGGUCACGAGGAGGCCCACUGGGCGCCGGGGGGUCACUAGCCGGGCCCGUCAAGGUCGGUGCGGCGGGGAGGAGGCCGGGGGGGAGCGGUCUCACCCAACCCCCCCCCCCCCCCCCCCCCCCCCCGAGGACCCCUGAGACUCUGUGGCACGGAGCCGCACGGGGCUGCUUGUGGCGAAGGCUCGCCGUUCGAGCCCGCCGGCUACCCCGGUUAGGGAGCCGCGGGUGUAGAAGGUAAAGAGGUAAAGAGGUAGAGGUGCAGCCCUGCAAGUGCUCGCUCACGCCACUGCCGGCAGAAAGGGCCUCCGCUGGGCAGACUUCUCGGAAGAGGUGGAAGUACCCACACUUUACCCUACCACUCACGCGACCUGCCGACUCGACCGCCUGCGGAGGGAGGCGGCGUGGGGUGAAUUUAAGAAACUUGCGAUCGUUGUUUCGUCUGCCGUGCCAGGAGGUGGAAUCGAGCCAAUGCCCUCUGGGCCCUGCUCCCCAUUGCACAACUGCGGGUUUAUUAACAGCACAGAUAUUUGUUGUCCCCUCCGACGGUGGACGUGUGUGGUCCCGUAACAUCAUUGGGAAAAGAUGUGACCACGUGUGCCCGUGUCACGGUCCACAUUUUAUAAAGUUUGAUAACUUCCUCGCCAAUUACUUUAUUGGGGAAAAAAGCACGUAGCAACAUCGCCACCUACUGGCAGAGUCAUGCCCGUGUGCGGGCCGCUUCUGCGUGCACCUUGUACCACGCAGAGACAGCUGCUACUUGCGGUCCCCUAGGCUGGACUGCAGCAGGGCCUUGGAACGGUCGAGAUGAGAUGCAACGCUAGGCGCUUUGACUUGCCGAGGCAUUGCAGCAAGUCCUGGACCCUGACCCGUGUCUGACACCCGCCCCCACCUCCCUCUUGGACUAACAACGGGCUCAACCCACGUCUACGAAUAUCUGGGGCUUCAUUUCAAACUAAUCAUUUUACAGCGCACUGGUAAACUGGAGCGUGUGGCAUGUGACGGGUAACUAUAGAAAGCCAUAGCAAUAGGGUAUACUGGAUGUGGUGUGCCAGGUGGUGAAAUUACAUUGCAGGAUCAGCAAGCGGGAUAGACCCAGCUGAGAUUAAGCCCUGCGAGCGCUUGCACAGAAACAACCUUGGCAACUAGCACGCAGACGUCUCAACAUGGUGACGUCACCACGGCGCUGGUGCCAGGCUAUGUGCACUCAAACACGCGCACACGCACACAGACGCCCGUACGCACUACCACGAAGCAUCCCUGGACUCUAACUCGGCGUCCGCCAGUUCCGCAGCCUCCGUGUUGGCCUCUCUCCCCUUCUCACCUGUGAGAUCUGGCCAGCUGGAUUUGACCCUGGCUCCCACCACGGUGCGUUGCUUGUACAAAGCCCUCACAAUAAGACGACUCUCACGUGCACACGCAGCCAGCAGAAUACGUGCGUUAUGCUCAUGAUGAUGAUUGUAAUGUGGUGCAUUUUAAUUUUAUUGAUGUAUUUGUUCGUUGGCUGCAGGGCAGGACUGUUACCCAUGCACACCUGUGCACACCUGUACAGAUCAGCUUGCGUGCAUUUGUAUAUUUCAUGAUGUAUAGGUGGUGUGUGUGUCCUGUGUUCCCACGGUUAGCCGGGUAGCCUUUACAAUGGGCUGACUUGCAUUUAUGCAUUUGAGAAUGUAUCUUAUAGAGAACCCUCAUUACAUCCGUUACAGAACCAUCGUCUCAUCCCACACAGAACCCUCAUUGGGGUGCCUUAGUUUGGCUCGAUGAACCCUCAUUGGGGUGCCUUAGUUUGGCUCGAUGAGGACGGCAGUCUUUGUAACCCCAGCGCGCACGCCAGCGUUGGCGACGAGCCCGACUGUCGCUCUACCGAUCGCACGGUUGAGUCGUCAUGCGGCAAUGCGGCCCACGUGCUGAUGCGUACUCGAUGUUGACUGUAUAUAUAAACUGUAUAGAGUACUAUAGGCUGUCAGUGAGCAGGUAAGGGUGGCAUGUGGUGGCAUGCAUAUUUUGUUGUCAUUCCCCCGUACCUCUGAUUAGCACGGUUGCCUAUGUACGGUGCGAAAAAAGUUCAACACACGUACAUCCGGUGGCUGAAUUUGGAAUGAGAAACGAAACGGUGGGAUUUUAACUUCAAUUGGAGAUGGGGUAUUGGGUCGGGGUAGCGUUAUGGAUAAGGGUUAUGAUUCGGUAUGGGGUAGAGGCUGAGUUAGGGGGUAGUGUUAGGGGGUAGUAUUCGGGGUGUAGUGUUGAGGGCAAAUGGAGGGUUAUGGAUACAGUUACUGGUUGAGUUAGCUUCGGCAUAGAGUUAUGGGAUCGAGGCAGGGUAGGAGUGCGUGCAGGAUUAAGGGUCGAGGUAGCGUUUGGGAUUGCUGUACAGAUGGGGUUACAGAUAAUGGUUGGGUUGGAAUACUGAGUAGGGUUGGGCUGGGGAAGAGUUUGAAUUAUGGAUGGCAUUAGGGUCAAGUGUCGAGGUUGGGUUUUAGUUAUGAAGGAAUAGGAUCUGGUUAUGGUUAUAGGGUUCAGGUGAGGGGGGCGGGUAAAGGAAGGUUGAGGGUUAGUACGAGGGUUGGCCUCACAGGGAGGGUUUGUGCUCUGACCACCCUCAACCCUCUCGACAACCACGGUGAGGGGCACCUCCUCGUGGCGGCUUGGGGGGGGGGAGGGCAUCGCUUCCUUGCCUGUACCGCAUCUCGUUAUCAGUUGACUAUACUUCCCCACGCUGGUCAGUGGGGGUUGGUGGAUUGGGGGGGGAGGGGGGGCACAGUCUCGUUUAUCGGUGGGUAUUUAAUGUGCGCACUUUCAUUUUUUAAUGUUUUAGUCGCUAUUUAAUAUUUUAUAUUUUUCAACAAAUUCUGAUCGAUAGCGGUGACGCGGAGCUGUGAUGGGUGCGUGGGGCUCAUGUCGGCCAUUCUCUAUCCGCUGCUGGAUGUGAGUAUACAUAUACAGUUAACAGGCUAUAACACAAUAUUAGAGGUUGUACUCCCUGUUGCGUCGGAGGUAAUCUACUUUGAACUCGAGCUGGACUGUAAUUCGAUUACUUAAGUAAUUGGAUUUACUCUACCAAUUAUUGCUUGGAUUCAUCGAUACAUCAUACGUGAAAAUCAUUCUGGGGGGGGGGUAUAAAAAUCCCAACCCUGGUCCCACGUGUGCCACUGGACGGGAGGCCCACAGUAUCGUCAGCCGUGCUACGCUGGGCGUGGCUUGUAGGGGGUUUCCAGCCUUCGCGAGGCAGGACGUGGGGGGCGGCCACCAUCUUUAAAGGGGCACCAGGAAUCGACCACGAGAAAACAAAAAGUUUUAUAAUUUAGCUCGAUUCAUCUCUCUCAUCGUGCCAUCUCGUGCACUCAGCCAGGGGAGGUCACAGCCGUGGAGGCGUAGCAGUACAGAACGACGAUUCAUGUUUCUGCACUACCCCUCUCCUCUCCGGCGUGUACCCCCCUCUCUCCCCGCAGCCUGUAACCUAUAACACCUGUUAUACGCAUGGUGGUCGCCCAUACAAGCAUUGUCGAGGCUGAACGUGGCUUAGCUUCCUUCCGAGCUGUGGCGAGCUCGGGUUCAUUUUGGGGAACUUGCCUGCAGGUAAACUACUAUUAUUAUUCACGUGUAACGAGGAUUCAUUACAAUAAUAAAUGUUUACACACAAUA
Petromyzon marinus (sea lamprey) is the source of this 5084-nucleotide messenger RNA. RefSeq names its product proline rich transmembrane protein 1 (gene PRRT1). Gene Ontology annotation, cellular component: membrane. Lineage: Eukaryota; Metazoa; Chordata; Hyperoartia; Petromyzontiformes; Petromyzontidae. The record is from RefSeq and is a predicted model, not a curated record.